AUGAAUGCCCGAGAUGAUACUCAAAAGCCACAUUUCGUCUUGGUUCCGUUCAUGGCGCAAGGCCACACCAUUCCCAUGAUUGACAUGGCUCAUCUCCUUGCAAAACAUGGUGCCAUGGUCAGCUUCAUCACCACCCCUGCCAAUGCCUCUCGGAUAGAAUCCACCAUUGACAGGGCAAGAGAGCUGAACCUUCCAAUCCACUUUGUAGCCCUCAAGCUCCGCUGUGUUGAGGUAGGACUACCCGAAGGCUGCGAGAAUGUUGACAAAGUCCUAGGGAAAGAGCAGGUCAAGAUGCUUACAGACGCCUACAGCAUGUUACACAAGCCCCUCGUGUCAUAUCUCCAUGCCCAGAGCAACCCUCCUUCCUGCAUAAUAUCAGACCUGUGCCAGCCAUGGACAGGGGAUGUUGCAAGGGAGCUUGGCAUCCCCAGGUUGAUGUUUAAUGGCUUCUGUGCCUUCUCCUCCCUCUGCAGGUACAUCAUCCAUCAGGAGAAGAUUUUUGAGAAUAUAUCUGAUGACAAUAGGCUAAUUGUGCUCCCUGGGUUUCCUCAUUGCCUUGAGGUAUCAAAGGCAAGAUCUCCUGGGAACUUUAACUCGCCAGGGUUUGAGCAAUUCCGUGCGAAAAUCCUAGAGGAGGAACGGAGAGCUGACGGUGUGGUCACAAAUAGCUUCGAUGAGCUUGAACCAUUGUACCAUGAGGCCUACCAGAUGAAAAUAGGCAAGAAAAUUUGGUCCCUUGGGCCGAUGUUCCUCUGCAAUACUGACAUGGAUGCAAUGGAAUCCAGGGGUGAUAAGACAUCAGUCGAUGGGAAGCAUUGUUUGCAAUGGCUUGACUCCAUGAAACCAGGGUCGGUUCUUUAUGUCAGUUUUGGAAGCAUGGCUCAUACUGUGUUUUCACAGAUCGAAGAGAUCGCAUUGGGCUUAGAGGCUUCAAGGAGGCCCUUUCUUUGGGUGAUAAAAUCUGAUAAUAAAGCUUCAGGUAUUGAGAAAUUACUGGAUGAGUUUGAAGAGAGAAUAAGAGACAGAGGUCUCAUAAUACGAGGUUGGGCACCACAGGCUAUGAUCCUCUCGCAUCCAUCUUUGGGGGGUUUCAUGACACACUGCGGGUGGAACUCAACUAUAGAAGGAAUUUCAUGUGGGAUGCCCAUGAUUACAUGGCCGCAUUGUGCAGAGCAAUUCUUGAAUGAGAAACUGAUAGUAGAUAUUCUGAAAGUAGGAGUGCCUGUUGGUGUGCAGAACAUCACAGCUAGGACAAUGCAGGCCCAUGAAGUUUCUAUAGUGAAGAGGUGCCAGAUAGAGCAAGCCGUUCUAAAACUGAUGGGUAAAGAUACAGAUGCAGAAGAGAGAAGAAUGAGAGCUAGGGAACUAAAGAAAAAGGCUAGACAGGCUACAGAUCGAGGGUCAAGUUACAGUAAUGUAAGGCACCUGAUUGAAUAUGCAAUGACCAGGGAGAUAAAACCAGAAGUUCAGUGA
Messenger RNA from Miscanthus lutarioriparius, 1473 nucleotides. NCBI's taxonomy places the organism in Eukaryota, Viridiplantae, Streptophyta, Magnoliopsida, Poales, Poaceae. The record is from the annotation of a GenBank genome assembly.